Messenger RNA from Plasmodium gonderi, 537 nucleotides. RefSeq lists its product as hypothetical. Lineage: Eukaryota; Apicomplexa; Aconoidasida; Haemosporida; Plasmodiidae. The record is from RefSeq and is a predicted model, not a curated record. Gene Ontology annotation, biological process: iron-sulfur cluster assembly. The transcript has a single exon. The coding region runs from base 1 to 537 and encodes 178 amino acids.
AUGAACAACUACAAACCUGAAAACGAAAAUCCCAUACUAUACAACUACAAGGAAGACGAGGAAAGCAACAACGUGCUUAACGAAGAAACAAUAAAAGAGAACUUAUAUAACUCAAGCGAUUUAUGCAACAUAAAUUAUGAAGAAGAUAAAAUAAGUGUGGACGAAAUUUAUGAUUUGCUAAAAGACAUAAAAGAUCCUGAAUAUUCAUAUACAUUAGAAAAUUUAAAAAUAAUUGAGAAGAAAAAUAUUUAUGUAAAUUUGCAAGAAAAAAAUAUUACUGUUUAUUUUACGCCUACCAUACCAAAUUGUUCCUUAGCUACUUUAAUCGGCUUAAUGAUAAGCAUAAAGUUGCAAUUCUCCUUAUCCAACAAUUUUAAGACUAAUAUAUACAUAUUCCCAGGUUCACAUAAUUCUGAGCACUCCAUAAAUAAACAGCUAAAUGACAAAGAAAGAAUCGCAGCUGCCAUUGAAAAUUCCCACUUGUUUAAUGUCAUAAAGAGUAGUAUCACGUACAACUUUCCGGUUAUUAACUUUUGA